Messenger RNA from Parascedosporium putredinis, 1566 nucleotides. Lineage: Eukaryota; Fungi; Ascomycota; Sordariomycetes; Microascales; Microascaceae. The record is from the annotation of a GenBank genome assembly.
AUGAAUCGGGUCGUGCCCGCCAUCCCCUUGCCAUACAUCCAGAAACGCGCCCGCCCCCAAAGGCCAGCCGUUGUUGAGGGUCCGGCUCCCGCCGGAACGCCGCUCCCCAGUGUGUCAGGGAGUGGUGAUGCGCAGGCGACCCCGAAAGGCACGCCACUACAGCCUUCUAAUUCGGAGCCUCAGGAGCGAACUGCGCUCGAGGGUGUUGGCAACCUAGAACCCUCGCCCCAACAGCUGCCUGACGGAGAUCCUAGCUCUAAGCAUGCUGCUCCUGGUGAAACUGCACAAUCGGCCGGCGGUAGCACGGAAGCUCGUUCGCCUGCACUAGAUGCCGAGAGCCUCAGAAAUGCAGCCACGGUCUCUGGUACACCUUCCGUCUCUGAAACAACGACCGAUAGCCACGUCAGCGAACCGCCACGAACGAUGGAUCCCAAGAAAGGUUUUGAGCCCGACGGAGAGCAGCUGCUGGAACAAGUUAAGCGCAAUUUCCAAGACACUAGAUUCUCCGAUUGUAUUCUCGAGCUCUACUUCCCCGAUCAGCGCGCCCCCGCUUCGUUGAUGCUAGAUAGCUCACUUGGUGGCCGGCGAAAGGGCUCAUCUGGACCAGGUGUUAGGGUCCGGGCCGAUGACAAAUAUCUCCGCUCAGACGCCUUUAUGGUUGCAGUUCAACGCCUCUAUGGGUUCUCCUUAUUCGAAAUACCUCUCCCUCCACCUGGAACCGAUGAACUCCCUAUGGCCGGAGGGGUCGUUGAGCAAUUCAAGUUCGUUAUCAGCUACGCAGCCGCCGGCCACCUACUUCAGUAUCGCUCGGUUGUAGUUCGCGGAAUGGAAAUGGCAGCUCGUCUCAUCGGAUGGGACACCAUUGAGUUAGCCUUGGCUUUUUCUCUCGGUUCAACCGCUGCGAGAGGUACCAUUGACUUCCAUGAGAAGUGGCACUACGGCGGUGCCACCAACAUUCUCUACGAGGCCAUUGUCGCAUUCGUUGCUAGCCAGUUGACGAGUAAUUUUGAAUUUGAUUUCGCUGCCGAGGAUCCUGAGGGCUAUCAUCGGUUACCCAAGGUCGACACGUCAAAGCCCCGGCCGCAAGCCAAGUCCCCAUCGCCUGCCAUCGCCCGUGGCUCUGUGGUGCAAUUGACGCCAAAACAUCGGUCACGCCUGAGUAAGAUCAAGUUUGGUGACAUAACUCUUGAAGAGAGUAAGAAAGUCCCUGGGGGUGAUAAUCGUGGGAUCCCCCAGCAUACACCCAAUCAGCUCAGGACUCUGUCCAAAAUCCUUCUUAAUCUCCCUUUCGACUCCGUCAAGUCCAUUCUUGAGUCAUCUAGAUUUGGCCUGGAUAUGGAUGAUAUUUCCGUUAGGGAAGAACGCCGCCUCAGGUUAAUCACGGAUGUACUAAGUGAGCGCGAGUCGCGUCGACUGGCCGUUUUAGACGCUGUCAAGGAUGGGCGGAUAGCCAACUCCGAUGCCGUCCGCCGAAUGCUCAGCUCGGUCGAACCCCGGACUACUGACGAGUGCAGCGUGCUAGGGUUCCGGGAGAUUGUGGCCCCGUUAGCAACGGGCAACGAUUAG